Messenger RNA from Myripristis murdjan (pinecone soldierfish), 879 nucleotides. RefSeq names its product oligodendrocyte transcription factor 3 (gene olig3). The record is from RefSeq and is a predicted model, not a curated record. Lineage: Eukaryota; Metazoa; Chordata; Actinopteri; Holocentriformes; Holocentridae. Gene Ontology annotation, biological process: axon development; sensory organ development; positive regulation of transcription by RNA polymerase II. The coding region runs from base 16 to 879 and encodes 287 amino acids. Gene Ontology annotation, molecular function: protein dimerization activity; E-box binding; DNA-binding transcription factor activity, RNA polymerase II-specific. Gene Ontology annotation, cellular component: nucleus. The transcript has a single exon.
GGAAGAACUCAUAAAAUGAAUUCAGACUCCAGCCCGAGCAGCAGAGCCUCCUCCCCGGACAUGGACGGCAUGUAUCUCCGUGACCACCAGCACCACCUCCAGCACCACCACCUCGGCUCCUCCGUGUCCUCCUCCACGCAGAGCGGUGAGCUGCGCCAGAAGAUGACCGGCGGCGAGCACCUCUCAUCGCGGUCUGGGGACCCCAAGGCGACGCCGGUGGGCAGCAGCAGCAGCAAGUACAAACUCAAGAAACAGGUGACGGAGCAGGAGAUCCAGCAGCUUCGCCUCAAGAUCAACGGCCGCGAGCGGAAGCGCAUGCACGACCUCAACCUGGCCAUGGACGGCCUGCGUGAGGUGAUGCCCUAUGCGCACGGGCCCUCAGUGCGGAAGUUGUCCAAGAUCGCUACGCUGCUGCUCGCCCGGAACUACAUCCUGAUGCUCACCAGCUCCUUGGACGAGAUGAAGCGACUGGUGGGGGAGAUUUACGGAGGGCACCACUCCGCUUUCCACUGCGGGACCGUGACGCACACCGCCGGCGGCGGCCACACCGGGAGCAGCGCCGCGGCCGCCGCAGCAGCCGCCGCCGCCGCCGCCGCCGCGCACCAGGUGCACCCUCUCCUCGGGAGCGCGCUGUCUUCGUCCACGUCGUCCACCCUGACGAGCGCGCUGCCGGGGCUCACGUCCAUCCGGGCGCCCCACUCACUGAUGAAGGGUUCCCCCACCGCACCGCCGGCCCUCCAGCUGGGCACGGGCUUCCAGCACUGGGCCGGGCUUCCGUGCCCCUGCACCAUCUGCCAGGUGCCCCCCCCUCCCCACAUCCCCAUCACCUCCACCGGCCUUACGAGACUCACAGGGGACAGCAAAGAUGGGAUGAAAUGA